Molecule: messenger RNA, 849 nt
Organism: Pseudomassariella vexata
Lineage: Eukaryota; Fungi; Ascomycota; Sordariomycetes; Amphisphaeriales; Pseudomassariaceae
Product: PRP38 family-domain-containing protein
Exons: 1
Coding region: 1-849 (282 amino acids)
Cellular component (GO): precatalytic spliceosome
Source: RefSeq, a predicted model, not a curated record
AUGUCGAAACACGACACCCAUCGCGCCGAUGAGCGCUCCUUCCUCGACGAGCGUGGCUCCACCGCAACCGAAGCCCCCAACGGGCUGAACCCAGCGACAAUAAUGGAAAAAGCCGUUAUUGAACGCGUGAUCGAGUCCUUCUUCUACAAAGACCAAUGCUUCGGCGUAAACGAAGCCGACAUCGUCGACCGCGUCGUUGCGCACGUGUCAUUCAUCGGGGGCACCUACGGCGACUCGCAAAAACCUACGCCCUUUUUAUGCCUAGCGUUCAAACUAUUGCAGCUUGCGCCGAGCGACGACGUGUUGGCGGAGUAUCUUGGGUACGGCGGGGAGAAGUUCAAGUACCUGCGCGCGUUGGCGUGUUUUUAUGUUCGCUUGACGAGGAGGCCCGUUGAUGUGUAUAAGACGCUGGAGCCGUUCCUGGCGGAUUACAGGAAAUUGAGACGGAAGGGGACAGCGGGGACAACGUUAACGUAUGUGGAUGAGUUUGUGGAUGAUUUGCUUACCAAGGAGCGGGUGUGCGCGACGAGCUUGCUGAAGAUGCCCAAGAGGGAGAUUUUGGAGGAGCUUGAUGAGUUGGAACCGAGGGUGAGUCCGUUGGGGGAUAUUGAGGAUUUGCUUGAGGAAGAAGAUCUGAUGGAAGGUGCGGAGGGAGGAGAUGGGGAGCAGAGGGGGGAAAGCGAGGAAGAGGGGAUGGUGGAAGAAGGGGAGAGGGAGAGGAGUAACCAUCGCAGCAGUCGGGGGAGGUCGUGGUCGAGGUCAAGAUCGUGGUCACGAUCUCGGUCGCGGUCACGUAACUACGACCGAGACGAUACGGAUGUCGACCGAAGCGAGAACUUAACAAGGUGA